AUGAAUCCUUCUGACGCUGCAACAAGAGCCAAAGAGGUGCCUAAAAUAAACAAUGGCAAUAUUUGGUUAAAAGGGCCAACCAUUUUACGUCAAGAACAAAAUAGCUGGCCAAUUGCUACAUUUUCGUUUUAUACUGACGCGCCAGAAGAAGAGAUUACGACACCGAUAUUACUACAAUAUCAGGCCAGUGAAACAUUAAUAGAAUUUAAUCGUUUCAUUUAUUUUUUUAGACUUAAACGUUCUGUUGGCUGGUUCCUAAGAGCUGUUCAAAUAUUCCGUAAAAAACGAGAUCCACUAUUUAUAGAAGAGUGUAAUAAUUUGCAGUCGUUGCCACCGUUAUUACCAAGUGAAAUCAAUGAAGCCGAAAAAUUUAUAAUGCAACUGGUACAGGAGGAUUGUUUUUCGGAGGAAAAGAGUCUACUUAUGCUUCAACAGCCUCUUAACAAAAAAUGCAAACUAUACAAAUAA
Messenger RNA from Teleopsis dalmanni, 468 nucleotides. RefSeq lists its product as uncharacterized. NCBI's taxonomy places the organism in Eukaryota, Metazoa, Arthropoda, Insecta, Diptera, Diopsidae. The transcript has a single exon. The record is from RefSeq and is a predicted model, not a curated record. Bases 1 to 468 code for a protein of 155 amino acids.